This is a messenger RNA of Sesamum indicum (sesame), 1321 nucleotides long. Its product is annotated as U3 containing 90S pre-ribosomal complex subunit. The record is from RefSeq and is a predicted model, not a curated record. Gene Ontology annotation, cellular component: 90S preribosome; nucleus. Lineage: Eukaryota; Viridiplantae; Streptophyta; Magnoliopsida; Lamiales; Pedaliaceae.
UGAGCCACCCAAGCGGGCUUAUCAUGGGAACCCCAAGUCGACGGGCCUUAUUCCCAAACUAAAACCUGAGCACUCAGUCAGACAAACCUAGUUGUUAAUACAACCACCAGAACCUCCACAUCGAUGGGCGCGGCCACCGCCAAUGCCGGAGCCGCCGCCGCUUCCAAGAAGCAACAGAAGCUGCGGCCGAAGAAUUCUAUACGUAAGAACAAAACCAAGGACAAGAAGAAAAAGCCCAGUAACAAUAAGGUCAAAAGCAAUGAAAAGAAGAACGAAACUGGAAAAGCAGCAGCAAAAACCCCGGCCCAAAGGGGAAAAAACGUCGUCCAACGCGCAACUGCUUCUCAGCAGCUCAGUUUUUUUGUCAACCAGUAUCAAUCUGCCAACGGGGUUCAGCUUUCGUCCCUCGAACUCGAUUCCCUCAAAGAAACAUGCAUUGCUGAGCUGCAGGGUCCAGCAGAAAAUAUUACUGGCAACUUGGAUGAGAAUAUGAAGGUUGUUUUUGGAUCAUCGUGGAAACAAGUGCUGUUUGAAAAACAUCUUAAGGAGGGGCAAAUUGAUCCUGGAUGUCCUGCACUUCUUGUAAUAUCUUCAUCAGCAUUAAGAUCAUUGGAACUUCUCAGGGAACUGCGGUCUUUGACAAAAGAAUGCCAUGCUGCAAAGCUAUUCUCCAAGCAUAUGAAGAUUGAGGAGCAGGUGUCUAUUUUAAAGAAUCGUGUUAAUAUCGCUAGUGGAACACCAAGCAGGAUUAAGAAAUUAAUCGAUAUUGAGGCACUGGGUCUGUCUCGAUUAGCCGUAAUUGUGCUCGACAUGCACACAGAUGUCAAAGGCUAUUCCUUGUUCACUCUUCCUCAAGUCAGGGAUGAGUUUUGGGACUUGUAUAGAAGUUAUUUUCAUCAACCAUUGCUCGAAGGCAAGGUACGUAUGUGUCUCUACGGUCCAGUACCCACUGAUUUAGAGGCAAAGAAGAGCAAGGCUAAUGAUGACUAAGUGGUGAGACGUCCUGCAUAGCAGUUCAAAAACUUUGAUGGCUGUGGUUAUAGCCUUUCAAAUUUGUAGCCAACAAAUUUACCGAAAGAGGCUUUGUUUAGACUGCUGAACUGAUGUGAUGCAGUUGGAGACUGAAUAGAACUUGGAUAGGUAAACAAUACAUAAUUUGAGGAGAAAUACGAGCUGUGUGGCUGUAGUUCUCGAAAAUUUUAUGUAUGUUGCAAAACUGGAACUGCAGUUAUGACUGUAAAACAACAGAAAGUGCAGUAGCUGAUGUCCAAAAAUUGACCUGAAUUUAGUAGAUUUUACGUGAUAUUCUUUGAACUUUUGA